UCCGUACUUCCCCCAUUGUCUACCGAGUACUUCCACCGUCACCAUACUUGACCUGGAUAUUGAGAUGUCAUGGCAUCUUACAAGCAAGUCAAGCCCUCUAUGUGCAUCAAGACUUGCUAAGUAUUUCGAUUUGGGUGGUCUAAUCCACAGAUAAUCAUUGUAGCGACAGCUGUUCAUCAAUCUCCCUGUCACACCUCUAAAACCUCGAAGCCAUUUGACAUUCCCAAGCUCUAAAGGAGACGGAAUAAAUUACUCUCCUCUCAUUAUCCUCCACAAUGGGUGCAUAUCAGUCUACUGAGUCUGUGGGUCAUAAGUCAUCUCCAGAGGAACUGAGCUACGUGCUUGCCGAUCGCUUCGCAACGAAAUGUUUUACCCCUCUGGAGCUCACCCAUUUCAAAGACAAUUUUUAUAGUCGCGCAAUUGACCAAGGCGGCGUGAGAUAUUGGAAUGAACAAAUACUAUCGGACUUCCUUGGGGUCCCAGACAGCAGCGAUGCCCAAUGUCCGCUUGACGCUGGCCCGGUGAUCUUUCGCAUGGUUUCGUAUCUAGGAGCAUUUCCGUUUCAGAAUACGCUGGCUCCCAGCGUACUCACGUUUGAUGCUAUGGUGAAGGUGGUUGUCUUACUCACGGAACGAUACGGAAAGGUGCUCAGAAAAGCCCGCAGAGACCGCAUAAGACUACUAUUUGGUAGUCUAGCUGACGUUGGACGAAAAGAUGCUGAGAAGCCAGAAAGUGGUCAAAUUGUCGAACAGGACGCCCCGAUUCCUCAUGCUCCUGGUUUUGCCGUUGAUGCCCCUGCUAACGACUUUUACGAGGAUGAGGAGGAUGAUGAUUUAGCACUGGCUGCCUUAGAAUCGCUAGAUGCGAUCGAGGUCUUCAAGCAUGACUCUCGCGUAGACAGGGCUGUCUAUGAAGCUCGUGUCUCGGAUAAUACGUUCCGUCGUCUGCUUAUGCUACUGAUUGCAAUUUCAGAUCUGAAGACGACCGAGUCCGCAGCGGCCUACACCUCGAACCUCAGCAGAACACGCCUGGAGUCAAUUCGAAAAGAAACGGACAGCAUCAUGGCAGCCUUUGACCACGAACCAGCCGGAGGGUUUGGGUACAAGUCUUUCGCGACAACCGUGACUUCGUCGUUACCUUACCUAUUUGAUCCCUUAACACCUCUGUUCGAGAACUUCUUGUUUAGCAAGAACCUGGAUCUGUCUCAAAAGCGCGAUAGGACAAAUUCGACAGACUCUACAUUCGAAAAAGCCGCUGUGAACGAGUCGCAGUCUCCACCCUCGAUCAUGCUCGAGGGUAGUUUCAAAUCAACGAUACUAGACAUGAGCAUGAUCUCGCACCUCUCAUUCUUCCUACCCUCAACGUCCGCGAACCUGAAUUUCCUUCGCGGAAAUACGCGCUUGCACCCGGUCUUUUCGACGGCCGCACAUGGCUCCUCACUAACAUCCUUCUCACAUCAUGUCCUCACCUGGUCAUCCGGUACGCUGCUCAUUCUGGAGGGUGUGUCAGAGACCAGUGCCGCCAUUGUUCUCGGCGCCUACCUGCCACAGCCAUGGAAAUCGCCGUCAUCAUCUGCCUCGUCUUCCACAUUCUCCAACUCGGUUCUCCCUUGUCUUUUCCAGCUCUCCCCGAAACACAUGCUUCUUCAAGGAAACACUUCUCCAUCUGUACAGAGACCAGAUACUCCCCCAGCCUAUUUCUCCACAAGCUCUGGAAUAUCUAUUGGUUGUCGCAUCCCGCCUUCAUCACGCAGCAACCACAAGCCUCCCUCCCCCUUAGGGGCAGGCAGUCUAACCAUCGAUGCCCACCUCGAGACAGCGACCUUCUAUGUCUCCUCUGUGGGUCAUGACGGCUCGUUUCUCCCUCCAGUGCCGAGCACUGGCACCGAGACCACAUACAAGACUACUAUAGACAUCUAUAACCUAGAAAUCUGGGGUCUGGUUCCAGAUCCUACGACCACAAGCUCCGAAGAGGGGAAAAGCGCUGUCGAGCUACAGCAGGAGAAGUGGGAGUUUGAGGCGCGGGAGGCGGAGCGACGACGAAAUCUGAACCUCAAGGCUGGCGCCGGCGACUCCGCUGCUGAGAGUGCUCGCUGGCUGUUGGAGACGGCCGGCAUCAUCGGGGACAAUAGUCGACGAGGCGGCUAACGCAGAGUCUGAUUGCAGGCGAUCGCGGCUUUAUUGCGGUCCAUCUAAAUUGUUCAUGGGGUUUGCUUGGAAGUAUUCCUUCGAAAAACAUUGAUUGGUUUGCUGAAGCAUAAACUAUAGCUAGCUUACCUAUUUGGCGCAUGUGGUUUGACAUGAACAUUGUUGCUAUCUUGGUACCAGAAACAGAACCGAAUGCAUAGCACGGUC
Aspergillus saccharolyticus JOP 1030-1 is the source of this 2354-nucleotide messenger RNA. Its product is annotated as TLD domain-containing protein. The transcript is spliced from 3 exons. Lineage: Eukaryota; Fungi; Ascomycota; Eurotiomycetes; Eurotiales; Aspergillaceae. The record is from RefSeq and is a predicted model, not a curated record. The coding region runs from base 276 to 2147 and encodes 623 amino acids.